GUAAGAUGGGCUCCGCAAAGGUUGUCCCUUCACAAAACCCUAGUCUGCGUGAACUUCUUUCUUGUUCUCUGUCUCCACUGAAAGCAAUCUUCGUUCUGUAACCAGUUACUGCGUCAUCGUGCUUCACUCCCUGGUUAACCCCCCAUCGCUAUCGGGUCCUCGAGCUGUGAAUCUCGAGACAUGGCUGCCAAUUACGAGUACGAUGAAGCUGCCGGCCACUAUGACGACCAGGCAGCUGCGCUCCGGCAGCAGGAAGUCGGAUACGAUCCAAACUUCGUUCCCGAUUCCGUGAAAUCCUUCGUCGUCCACCUAUACCGCCACAUCAGGGAGAAGAAUGUCUACGAGAUCCACCAGAUGUACGAGACUUCCUUCCAGACGCUGUCGGAGCGGCUCUUCAAGGAUACUCCUUGGCCUUCAGUCGACGCCGUGGCUCACUAUGUCGACAAUGACCAUGUUUUCUGUCUUCUUUAUCGCGAGAUGUGGUUCCGCCAUCUCUAUGCUCGCCUUUCCCCUACGCUUAAGCAGAGAAUCGACAGUUGGGACAAUUACUGCAGUCUCUUCCAGGUGGUGUUGCAUGGAGUGGUGAAUAUGCAGUUGCCCAAUCAGUGGCUGUGGGAUAUGGUGGAUGAGUUUGUUUACCAGUUCCAGAGCUUUUGCCAGUAUAGAGCUAAGAUGAAGAACAAGACUGAGCAGGAGAUUGCACUUCUGAGGCAAUUUGAUCAGGCGUGGAAUGUGUAUGGAGUGCUCAACUUCUUGCAAGCAUUGGUUGAAAAGUCGGCUAUAAUUCACAUUUUGGAGCAGGAAAAGGAAGGCCUUGAGCAGUUCACUGCUACUGAUGGUUAUGAUUAUAGUGGAGGAAGCAACGUUCUGAAGGUGUUGGGGUACUUCAGUAUGAUUGGUUUGUUGCGAGUUCACUGCCUUUUGGGAGAUUAUCAUACUGGCCUUAAGUGCUUACAACCUAUUGACAUAAGUCAACAAGGUGUUUACACCAGUGUUAUAGGAAGCCACAUCGCUACGAUAUAUCAUUAUGGUUUUGCAAGCCUGAUGUUGAGGAGGUAUGUGGAUGGUAUCCGUGAGUUCAACAAAAUUCUCUUGUACAUUUACAAGACCAAGCAAUAUCAUCAGAAGUCUCCACAGUAUGAACAAAUACUGAAGAAGAAUGAGCAAAUGUAUGCCCUGCUUGCAAUUUGCCUCUCAUUUUGCCCUCAAAUGAAGCUUGUCGAUGAAGCUGUGAAUGCUCAAUUGCGCGAGAAGUAUGGUGAAAAAAUGGGUAAAUUGCAAAGGUAUGAUGAUGAGGCAUAUGGUGACAAGAUGAAUAGAAGGCAAAGGUUUGCUGAUGAGGCAUUUGGUAUCUAUGAUGAACUCUUCUCAUAUGCAUGCCCCAAAUUUAUUACCCCUUCAGCUCCAAGUUUCGAUGAGCCUCUUGUAAAUUACAACCAGGAUGCUUAUAGGCUGCAGUUGAAGCUUUUUCUCUCUGAGGUGAGGCAGCAGGAGUUGUUAGUUGGUGCUCGAACCUUCCUUAAAGUUUACUCAACUAUAUCACUUGGGAAGCUUGCUAAUUACUUGGAUGUGGAUGAAUCCACGUUAAGGAUGAUAUUGAUGACAUACAAGCACAAGACUCAUGCUGUUGAUUCUGCUGGAAAGAUUAUCUCCAAUGCUGAUGUUGACUUCUACAUUGAUGAUGACAUGGUACGUGUUGUGGACUCAAAACCAGUGAAGCGAUAUGGCGAUUUCUUCUUGCGGCAAAUUGUAAAGCUUGAAGGAGUGAUCAAUGACGUGGAUCGGAUAAAGGUGAUGGUUGCUUACCGUGAUGACCCAAGUCCUUCCAAACUCAAUUUGGGAAUUGGGGUUUACCGAACUGAGGAAGGGAAGCCUCAUCUACUAAAUGUAGUUAGCAAAGCAGAGAAGUUGCUCCUCAAUGACAAGUCUGUCUCUAAGGAAUACCUACCCAUCACUGGAUUGUCAGAGUUCAACCAACUAAGUGCACGACUUGUGCUUGGUCAUGAUAGUUUUGCUAUCAAAGAGAAGAGGGUGUGCACGGUUCAGUGCUUGUCUGGUAGUGGAUCCCUGAGGAUUGGAGCUGAACUCUUGGCAAGAUUUCACCAUCAACACGUUGUUUACCUCUCCCAACCUACUUAUGGCAACCAUAUGAACUUCUUCAUAGCAGCAGGAAUAACUGUGAAGUAUUAUCGGUACUAUGAUGAAGCAACCAAAGGGCUGGACUUUCAAGGAUUAUUGGAGGACCUUGGUUCAGCAGAAUCAGGGGCCAUUGUGCUUCUCCAGGCAUCUAGUCAUAAUCCUACUGGUGUAGAUCCUACUGUCGAACAGUGGGAGCAAAUCAGGCAGCUGAUCAGGCAGAGAGGACUUGUACCUUUCUUUGAUUGUGCAUAUCAGGUGUGCAAGGCAGAAGAUGUAGCAUGCCGGGUUGAGAGCCAACUUAAACUUAUAAUCAGACCCAUGUACUCAAAUCCACCAAUUCAUGGGGCAGCAAUCGUAGCAACAAUCCUGAGGGACAGGGAAAUGUAUGAUGCAUGGACCGCUGAGUUGAAGGCGAUGAUUGUUCGAAUCGUCAACCUUCGUCACCAACUUUAUGAUGCUCUAUGUGAAAGAGGAACUCCUGGGGAUUGGAAGCACAUUGUGAAUCAGGUUGGAAUGUUCACCUUCUCUGGACUUAAUGAAGAUCAAGUUUCCUUUCUGACCAAACAUUACCACAUCUACAUGUCGUCUGACGGGAGGAUAAACAUGGCAGGCCUUAGCAGCAAGACAGUUCCUUACCUUGCCAAUGCAAUACAUGAAGCCUUAGCUUCCGUUCCAUGAAGGCAGAGAAAUAACUAACCUCUAUUGUGCUUCUAUCUUCACUCUAAGGGGUUAGUUUAAUGAUAACAUGAGAUGAUCACGCACGGUUCGAGCGAUUUGGAGAUGAAUAUGUAUUUUUAUAAACAAGCAUAAGCGAGUAAGUCUAACAAUGAAAGAUGUGCUCAUUGUUUUUGGAAAUAUCAGGUCUUUAUGUUUGUAUAUCAAUGUGUGGCACACAUGUAGCAAUCCAUGUAGUGUACUUAUUUGUUCCAACAAGAAUGUAGUGCACUAAAGUAUAAAAAAAAAAA
Molecule: messenger RNA, 3104 nt
Organism: Linum tenue
Lineage: Eukaryota; Viridiplantae; Streptophyta; Magnoliopsida; Malpighiales; Linaceae
Source: the annotation of a GenBank genome assembly